AUGGCUCAGGUCGAAGUAUUAAAAAACAAACGCACAGCUCUGAAGACUAGAAUCACCAAGUGCAACAAUUGGAUCCAAGCAGAUGGCAGAAAUGCAAUGGUGGAACUCAUAGAAGAAAAGUUGAAAACCAUUCGAGAAAAGUUCGCUGCAUGGGAACAAAGCAACGCCACCCUCCUCGAGCUGGACCUGGACCACGUAGCUGUAAAUCUAGCAGAAACCGAGGCUGUUGAAGAUGCUUAUCACAACGCAGUAGCAUCGCUGAAACAUUUGAUCAACUCCAAGAAUCAGCCUCCCUCAUCACCACCAAUCCCUCAACAGACGCCAGCUGCUGGAGCUAGCUAUCCUCCGCAGUUUAACAUGAAAUUGCCUGAAAUAACUCUCGACAAAUUUGAUGGCAGUUUUGACAAGUAUCGACCAUUCAGGGACCAAUUCAAUGCUCGUCUCCCAAGUAGCGUUGGAAAGAUCAUCCGACUUCAGUAUCUUCAAUCGCUAGUGAUUGGAGAAGCUCGACAAGUGAUCGAAGCAUUGGAGAUCACUGAAAAUAACUACGAAGUAGCCUGGGAUCUACUGGACAAGAAAUACAACGUCCCCAGGCAAGCUCUCCGACGCCAUUGCUCUCUACUUCUCAACGUAGGAAAGAGGAACAGAGAGAGCAACAAAUCCCUCACAGACCUGGUGAAUUUUGUACGCCAACAAUUACGAUUGAUCAAGGCCUUCGGCGGCCCAGAAGAGCAGCUAAAUGGCCUGAUCAGCACCAUUAUCCUCAAUCAGCUGGAUGAUGACCUCGUUUUCCAAUGGGAAACACAUAUCGAAGGCAAUGACAUGCCGAAGCACGAGCUACUCCUCGACUUCCUCGAAAAACGUGGAAUCUGUGCCAAAAGCAGUACAGAAUCUUCCAAAAAUAACAAACAGAAGAGUGACCAACUGAACAGAAACCCCACACAAAAGAGCUCACAAUUCAAACAACAAGGUAAUUCUUCAUCUAGUCACUCAACCCCCAAGGCACAAACUUUCUUCUCCAACGUCAUCAGAAAGUGUCCAGUCUGUACUGAAGAGUACAGAAUUUAUGAAUGUCCAAAAUUCAUGGAGAUGGACAUCGAGAAGCGUAAGAAGGUCAUCUUCAAUCAAGGCCGUUGUCUCAACUGCUUCGCCAAAGGACAUGGAGUCAAGGAAUGCAAGUCGAAGUAUUUCUGCAAGACUUGUAAUGAUCCAGAAGCUAAGCACCACUCACUACUCCACUACAUCAAGGAAUCUUCAACAGCACCAGGCACCACCAGUGCAUGA
Messenger RNA from Diachasma alloeum, 1284 nucleotides. RefSeq lists its product as uncharacterized. Lineage: Eukaryota; Metazoa; Arthropoda; Insecta; Hymenoptera; Braconidae. Bases 1 to 1284 code for a protein of 427 amino acids. The transcript has a single exon. The record is from RefSeq and is a predicted model, not a curated record.